Molecule: messenger RNA, 1176 nt
Organism: Candidula unifasciata
Lineage: Eukaryota; Metazoa; Mollusca; Gastropoda; Stylommatophora; Geomitridae
Source: the annotation of a GenBank genome assembly
AUGUCACUGAGCAUCAGUAGAUCUAAGGAAGAGGUCAAAACUGUCAACACAACCAGUGCCAAAGAAGAUGGAUCCGAGCUCUCAGCAGUGCCCUUAUGCCCAUACUUUGAGAACCUCGAGCUCAUAAAAGAAAUGAUAAAGACAAAUUAUGGCUUUACUGUUGCACAACUGAAGCGUCUGAAUGGCUAUGAUGAUCUGAACUAUCAUGUUCUAGUAGACUCUGAUCACAACAACCCCUAUAUUGGCGAUGUUUCACCUGUUGGGUACUUUUUGAAAAUCUGCAACUCUAGAGAUUCGCAGAGGCCGGAGUUUAUGGAUGCUCAGAUUGCAGUCAUGGAGCAUCUGCUAAAGAAGGGCAUUCUCUGUCAGUCUCCCAUCAAAGGUGUCAAUGGCGAUGAUAUCACUGAAUGUAUUACAGCAUGCAAAGAAGGUAUCAAUGUAAGAUACUUAGUGUCCCUCCGAACGUACAUCCCAGGAACUAUAAUAGCAGACGUAAGAUUGACACCAAAUCUGUUGUACAAGGUCGGACAUUAUGUAGCUAAAGUCACACAGGCUUUGGAGAAUUUUGAACAUCCAUUUUAUGAAACAUUUCAAUGCCCUUGGAGUAUGGACAACAUCCCUAAGUUAAAAGAAGCUCUUUUUGCCGUGAAAGAUGAUGCGAUGAGACAAAUUGCUGAAGAAGUCAUCGAGGCAUAUAACUCUGAGGUUGAACCGAGCAAAAAAGAUUUUAGAACAGGUCAAAUUCAUGGAGAUAUAAAUGAACAGAAUAUUCUGGUAACAGAGGAGACAGCCUCAACCCCUGAAAUAUGUGGACUGUUGGACUUUCAGGAUGUGGCGAAGAGUUUCCCCAUAUAUGACCUGGCUAUGAGUGUGGCAUAUAUGAUCAUGACGAAGCUGUGUGAGGUACCAGUUCUGGAUGUUCCUGGCCACAUCCUAGCUGGCUACAUGUCUUUACUGGAGCUCACUCCUGCAGAGAAGGCUGCAUUUAAAAACCUGGUGGCUGGACGUAUGGUACAGAGUCUUGUCAUGGGUGCGUAUACAUAUUCUUUGGAUCCUACAAAUGAGUAUCUCUUGACCACAGCACAAUGUGGUUGGGAAGCAUUGAAGAUCUUUUGGGAGACUAGUGAAUUACAGCUGCAGCAGAGAUGGGAUGAUAUAGUUGAUACUUACAAUUAG